AUGCCGCGAGCCGUCCUGCCAACGCUGGUCCGGGGCCAGUACCUGAUGAUCACGCACGCACGCCUCAACGCCUCCGACCCGGACUCCUCGGAGAUCUUCAUCUCGGACGACGUUGUCUUCGUGGACUCGAACCCUUGCCACUCCUUCCAGGCCAUCCGCGAGCAGAUCUUCCAGGCCCACUCGAUGGGCCUUAGCAUGGCCCGCACCGUCAUGAGCGGCUUCAGACCCGACGCCGUCUCCGUCUACACCAUGUUCGACCGCUGGUUCGCCUGGGUCCCGGCGUCAUCGGCUUGGUGCUCAUGUUCCUCCGGAGAUGAGGGAGUUAAGCUCCCUAAGCACCAGCUUUCGGUGCUCAUGUUUCUCCAUGGAGGCGGCGGCGACGUAUGCCGCACCGUAUUGUCAGAAGCUUAUAUGGAUCAGUAUCCUCUGAACCAUGUUGUUUGGGUUGUUACUAAUGCAAGCGGACAGCAGUUCUCCAACAAUUCACAAGCUGGGUCACCUACCGAUGUGAGACUUGCUGUUCAAGAUCAAUAUGUGAUCAUAGAUAAUGGCAUUCUUCAGUUGACGCUAUCAAAUCCUGGUGGGAUUGUGACAGGCAUUCGAUAUAAUGGUGUUGAUAAUCUGCUGGAAGUUGGUAAUGUAGAAGAUAACAGAGGGUACUGGAGUCUUUUCUGGACUGGAAAAUUUGAUCGGAUAAAAGGAACAAAUUUUAGAACAAUAUUUCAGAGCGAAGAGCAGGUAGAAGUUUCAUUCACAAGAACAUGGACUCCAUCCCUCAAUGGCACGCUUAUCCCAUUAAACCUAGACAAAAGGUUUGUUGUGCUCCGUGGCAGCUCAGGAUUCUAUACCUAUGCAAUCUUCGAACACCUGGAAGGAUGGCCUGAAUUCGAUAUAGGGGUACUUAGGGUCGCUUUCAAGCUCAGGAAAGACAAGUUUCAUUACAUGGCAAUAUCAGAUAACAGGCAGAGGAUCAUGCCCAUGCCUGAUGAUCGCAUGCCUGGAAGAUGUCAGCAAUUAGCAUACCCUGAGGCUGUCCUCCUCACUAACCCCAUUAAUCCAGACCUCAAAGGAGAGGUGGAUGACAAGUAUCAAUACUCCAUCGAAGAUCAAGACAACAAGGUCCAUGGAUGGAUAAGCUUUGAUCCUCCAAUUGGCUUCUGGCAGAUCACACCCAGCGAUGAGGCCCGAACAGGAGGGCCUGUUAAGCAGGAUCUAACCUCUCAUGUUGGUCCUACAACCCUUGCUAUAUUUGUCAGCUCUCACUACUCCGGACAAUCACCUAAAUUCAGCUACGGAGAGUACUGGAAAAAAGUUUUUGGCCCCGUGUUUGUUUACCUUAAUUCCGCUUCAGAUGGGAAAGAUCCAAAAAUACUCUGGCAGGAUGCGAAAAAGCAGAUGCAGAGAGAAGUCGAGAGUUGGCCUUAUAGCUUUCCAGUUUCAAAGGACUUCGAAAAGAGCUCACAAAGAGGUUCUGUUAGUGGUAAAUUACUAGUUCGAGAUAGGUACAUACAUGGUGAAGACAUAUAUGCAAAUGGUUCUUAUGUUGGUUUGGCUUUACCAGGAGAAGCAGGAUCGUGGCAAAGAGAAUGCAAGGGAUACCAAUUUUGGACCAGAGCAGAUGCCAAUGGGGGGUUUUCAAUUAGAAAUGUCCGAACCGGACAAUAUAAUCUUUAUGCAUGGGUUCCAGGCUUUAUUGGGGAUUACAAAUAUAGUGCAACCAUAACAAUCACCUCAGGAAAUAAUGUUGAUUUGGGCGACCUUAUUUAUGAACCCCCGAGAGAUAAUGUCACCUUUUGGGAAAUAGGCAUCCCUGACCGUUCUGCUGCUGAAUUCUAUAUUCCAGAUCCAAAUCCUAAAUAUGUUAACAGACUCUACAUCAACGAUCCAGCUAAUAGAUUUAGACAAUAUGGUCUAUGGGAAAGAUAUGCUGAUUUAUAUCCAGACAGAGAUCUUGUCUAUACAAUUGGUAAAAGCGACUAUAAGAAUGAUUGGUUCUUUGCUCAAGUUACCAGGAAGACUGAUCAGAACUCAUAUAAACCAACCACGUGGCAGAUUAAGUUUCAUCUUGAUAGUGUUAAUCCAUCUGGAAGUUAUAAUCUUCGAGUAGCACUUGCAUCUGCUACUCAUUCUAAACUACAAGUUCAUUUUAACAACUUGAAAGCAAAUCCUCCUCACUUUACAGCAGAGCUGAAUGGCAAGGAUAAUGCAAUUGCGAGACAUGGAAUCCAUGGAUUGUAUUGGUUGUACAAUAUCAAUAUACAAAAUAAUUGGCUUGUUCAAGGUGAUAAUACGAUAUUUCUCACUCAGCCUAACAGCCAGAGCCCCUUUCAGGGAAUUAUGUAUGACUACAUCCGAAUGGAAGGACCCUCAAACUCUUAAAUAGAAAUAAUUGAUCUUCUUGGUUACUUGUAGCAUUUGACAAAUAAUAUAUAGUAUUCAAACCAUGCAAGAGUUCAACACCAGAAGUAU
Molecule: messenger RNA, 2469 nt
Organism: Phoenix dactylifera (date palm)
Lineage: Eukaryota; Viridiplantae; Streptophyta; Magnoliopsida; Arecales; Arecaceae
Source: RefSeq, a predicted model, not a curated record